AUGGGCUUACGAACCAGUCCCUCGUCACAGUCGUUGAACUCCCUGUUAGACCCCCCGCCGCCCUAUCAAGACCAGCACCCCGCUGAACCCUCCUCAGACACUGCCCGUCUCCUCAACUCCUCCUACGAACUCCCCGGCGGCUCCGGCACCACAGCCCAACAAGCCAGCGAUGUCACCCUGGCUGCUUCCCUGUCGAGCGAUAGCGAGGCUCUACUCCGUCUUCUUCGCCAGCAGAUGAGACUCCCGCCCCGACCGAUCCUCAGCGUGUGCGGUUCACACACCAAGACCACCGACGAAGGCAAGAAGAGUUCGAAAGAAGAAACCAUUGUCGAUUUCCGCUUCGCUCUUGAUCUCGCCGAGACGAUGCUGACCGGGUGGGAGGGGAGGAUGCCGCGAAAAGAUACCAGCAACAAUAAUGAUGAUGAUAAUGAUGAUAAUAAUAAUAAUUGGGUGGCGGUUGAUAUUGUUCGGGAUGGAGAUGAACGGGCUGCUUAUCGAGGAGGGAACCUCCGGUCACGGAGCUAUAAGCCCCCAAAAGCAACAACCAACAAGACUUCUUCGUCUCUGCCCGAAAGUGAGACGGCCCUUCUGGCUGAUGGAGAGGAAAACGACGGGGAGCAGGGAGAGAUGGACCCAGAUCUGAUGCUAUGGUGCGAGCGGUUCUGCGCCGAUCCCUCGCCUAUCAAAUCAUUCACUCUCCAUCGAACCCUUGACGGCUUUGACGAAGACGCCUUUCGCAAACGACUGGCCUCCCAUCUCCGCGCGCUCAACUACCUCGGCACCGUGCAGCUGUCGCUAUCGCUUGCCCACCGAUCUGUAACCAUCUACUCGCCGCACUGGAUCAACCGACUCCGCAGGAACCGCUGGGUAUGGUUUGCCUGCGUCGUGCUGCAGCUGUGGAUCAUCACCUGGCCGGUGAUCUGGCUGCUCGAGCGGCGGUACGAGGUGCUAAGCACAGCCUGGCAUGCCUCGCUGGAUCCUGCUGAAUCAGACGCUGGCGCCUGGAUGGGCGCCGGACCUGCGAGGCGCUACGCCCGGGGACUCGACGAGACCACUCUGGCCGAUUACUGGGGUCCCGCCGUGAUGCAGGCGGCGUGGAAUCGAUCCUCGGAUCACCAGGUAUUGACCCGGCUAGAUGCCAACCGGCUCCAGGGAGUCAGAACGGAGCAGCUGCUAGGGUUAACAACCGGCAGCAGCGGGGGUUCCGCGGCCGAUUACGGGCGAGAUAUCACAGGCGAAGCCUCGGUUGUUCACAAUGUCGAGCAUGUCAUUAGAGGACUGGGCCGUGUAAGACAGGGGUACCGCUUGGAGAUGGGAUGGGGGGAGAACUGUUAA
Penicilliopsis zonata CBS 506.65 is the source of this 1335-nucleotide messenger RNA. RefSeq lists its product as hypothetical. The coding region runs from base 1 to 1335 and encodes 444 amino acids. NCBI's taxonomy places the organism in Eukaryota, Fungi, Ascomycota, Eurotiomycetes, Eurotiales, Aspergillaceae. The transcript has 2 exons. The record is from RefSeq and is a predicted model, not a curated record.